ACAAAAUGUGUUUUUAAACUAUUUCAGGUCUUAAACAAGCUGCUGAAUGGAAACCAUCAAGUGUGUGCUAGUUGGAGAUAAAGCUUCAGAAAAGACCUGUCUUCUAAUCACCUUCACCACCAAUGCCUUCCCCAAGGAGUACAUCCCAAAUGUGUUUGACAACUACAUCUCAACUGUCAUGGUGGAUUCCAGACCCUUCACCCUUAAGCUGUGGGACACAGCGGGUCAGGAGGACUUUGACCGACUCCGUCCCUUAUCCUACCCACAGACUAAUGUCUUUAUUAUAUGUUUCUCCAUCUCUGACCCAACCUCUUAUGAUAAUGUCAAGCUUAAGUGGUAUCCUGAGGUUUCACAUCACUGCCCUAACGUACCCUUCCUGCUGGUGGGCACAAAAAUGGAAGAGCGAGAAGAUCCAACAGUUUUAGAAGAACUAAAAGAGCAGAAAUUGACUCCUAUCACCAAGCAGCAGGGGGAGACCCUUGCUCAAGAAAUUGGAGCCAUAAAAUAUUUUGAAUGCUCGGCUCUACAGCAAGUCGGAGUCAGGGAGGUAUUUGUGGAGGCGGUUCGUGCCUUCCUGAUAGCAAACGCAAAUCCUGUCCCUCCUAAACAAUGCUGUAUGCUGUUAUAAGAAAAUGUGAUUAGUUGACAUCUCCAUGCAUUUGUCCACACAUGCAUUCUUUCAUAAUAUCUUGGGGUGUGAUGCAAUGCUAUGGAAAAUAUCGGCGAAUGGUUACUGUUUCUAUAUCUAUAUAGAUAUUUUAUUGUAAAUAUUUACUGAUACUAAUACAGGUAAUUAAUUAAUUAAUUAAUUAAUAUGUAUAAUAUGUAGAAAUAUAGUAUUUAAAACUGAAACAUAGCAUUUUGAACUGGAAAAACAUCAUUAUUUAGUUAUCAACUAAAUUCUUAUAAACUUGUCCAACAUCACAACAACAGCUUCAAGUAAAAUUGUUAUUAAUUGUUAUAUUCAUCUUAUAAAAAAAGUUUUAAAGGAGGAAGCAAGGGCAGUAACAGCAGAUCCACAACAAAAAUAAGAGGGCUAGGCAAGAGAGAAAACUAGGAACAGAAAUAGGUCAGUAACAAGAGGUCAAGAGAGCAAGGAAUUGCACUGUAACAGAGCUAGGUAAACUAGGUAAUACUCGGCAGGGAACACAGGGAACAGAGAACUAUUUAUAGGGGUACACACAGGCGACAGCAAUUAGCAGUCAGUAGGUAGGCAAGCCAAACUUUGCAAAGUCACAUGAUCAGCCGAGUCAUUGUAGUGCAUUGACAGGGAAAGCUGGGAAAUAUAAUUUUUAGGGGAAACUUUGUGAUGAACAGGCAGACGGAUAGAGUCAGGAUUUUUUCUUUUAUUAAAAUUCACAUGCCUCCACUGCCCUCUGCUGUUGAGGUGAUUACAGUGUUACAGUAGGACUGGGUCCAGCACAGUUAACACAUGGGUGUUUAGUCUUACCCACAAACGGCUGGUGUUGCUGCAGGUUUUCAUUCUAUUCCCAGCCAUCACUAGAAUACUCUGAAAAGACUGAAGAUAAAGUCUGACACUCUCUCAUAUCUAAAGACAGUUUCUUAAUACUCUGCAAAACUGAGAAUCUUACAGGGUCUCUAGUUAUGGCUGCAUAUUGCAAAGUUUAAGAUUUAUACAGAAAGUAUUGAUCUUACAUAAAUAUGUGUAGGGGGGUACCCUGGAAAUAUCCAAAACCAGUUUAGGUACUGGCAAUUGCAUUACCUGGUAUUUGUUUUACAAAUAGUCUGCA
Molecule: messenger RNA, 1751 nt
Organism: Astyanax mexicanus (Mexican tetra)
Lineage: Eukaryota; Metazoa; Chordata; Actinopteri; Characiformes; Acestrorhamphidae
Product: ras-related protein Rac1-like
Exons: 1
Coding region: 47-628 (193 amino acids)
Biological process (GO): establishment or maintenance of cell polarity; actin filament organization; regulation of actin cytoskeleton organization
Cellular component (GO): cytoplasmic vesicle; cell cortex; cell projection
Molecular function (GO): protein kinase binding; GTPase activity; GTP binding
Source: RefSeq, a predicted model, not a curated record